This is a messenger RNA of Coffea eugenioides, 732 nucleotides long. RefSeq names its product tabersonine 16-hydroxylase 1-like. Lineage: Eukaryota; Viridiplantae; Streptophyta; Magnoliopsida; Gentianales; Rubiaceae. The record is from RefSeq and is a predicted model, not a curated record. Gene Ontology annotation, molecular function: oxidoreductase activity, acting on paired donors, with incorporation or reduction of molecular oxygen; monooxygenase activity; heme binding. The coding region runs from base 1 to 732 and encodes 243 amino acids. The transcript has 3 exons.
AUGAAUAAGUAUUCAAAUGGUUUCAGCUUGGCUGAUAUGUUUCCCUCUGCCAAAUUACUACAAGUCAUGAGUAUCAUGCGUUAUAAGCUGGAGCUUGUGCAAAAACAGGGUGAUGAAAUGCAUGAAAAGAUUUUGAUGCAGCAUAAAGAGAAGCACAGAGAGGGAAAACAGGAAAGUGGAGAAGCAUAUGAGGAUCAUGUUGAUGUGCUUCUUAAAAUUCAACAACGUGGGGACUUUGAACCUCAAUUGACCGACACGAACAGCAAAGCCGUAAUCUUUGCGAGUGAAGUAUGUUGCAUCUGUGGUUUUUUAGAGUGGGCAAUUUCUGAAUUGAUUAAACCCCCAGAAGUCAUCAAAAGGGCACAAGAUGAGUUUCAAAAGAAUGUGGCGAGCAAUGUAAAAUCAAUACCAGCCAAGGCUAGAGCAAUCACUAAUCUUUGGGCAAUUGGAAGGGACCCCAGGCACAGGGUUGAGGCUGAGAAACUUAAUCCAGGGCGGUUUAUUGACUCUAAAAUAGAUUAUAAGGAAACCAUGCAUUUUGAACAUAUCCCAUUUGGUGCUGGAAGAAGAAGGAUCUGUCCUGGAAUAUCAUUUGCUCUACAAAGCAUUGAGUUUAUGCUUGCACAAUUGUUGUUCCAUUUUGAUUUGAAGCUGCCUGGUGAACUGAACCAAGAAGAACUGGACAUGACUGAGAAAUUUGGGGUGACAAUGAGGCGGAAACAAAUGAUCUGA